AUGUCGGCAAAUAGUGUGAAAUACGAGCGAUUAGUCUCCAAAUUAGAUAAAUUGAGUCUCACUUUGAGUGUUUGUGACAAUCAGUCUAACAGUGAAUUGAAUGAAAAGAUUAAAAGCUAUGAAUUGAAGGCAUUAUCGAUGAAAGAGUGUAUCCGACGGCUGAAGAGCUGUGCCAUUGAUCUGAACUCAGAGUUCACACAAAUUGAAGAGAUUUUGCACAACGUAUGGCCACUUCUGCACACUUUCGAGAGUUUAGUCAAAUUGGAUCAGCUGUUGACACAUUUGGCCACAAUUGCGACAAUCCACAAGAACUUAGAGACACAUGUGGUUAACAGUAAGAAUAGUAAGGACUUCGAGACCAAAGUGGUUACUAUCAGUGAGUGGUUCACAGAACUGGUCAAUGAGUACAAAGAUUUCCAUGAAAUACACGGCAAUGAGAUAAUGAGAGACUAUUUGUGGCACAUUAUAGUCCAUUGGAAACCAAUUAUCAUCAAUGCUUUGAAACACAAGUUGAGCCUAACUUUUGAAGGCAUCGAUUGGCCGACAAUUAAUGCUCACAAUAUCACUGACCAUAAGAGCCAUUCAAACGCCGAGACUAUCACUUCAUUUGUCUUGUAUUUCAACGCUUUAAUCACAAUUGAUAUGCAAUGCAAACGAUUGUCACAAACACCUGAUUCAGACCUUCUUCUGCCCAUUGAAGUGAUGAUAACUCCGCUUAAGAAGCGAUUUCAAUACCAUUUCAUGGAAACCAAAAGCAAACUCAAUAGACUUGAAAAGCCCGAAUGGUAUUUAUCGCAAACUCUGGUAUGGAUUCGACAAAACGAGACAUUCUUAUCACAAACUAUUGAUCCAUUGCUAAGAAGCCAUUCGAGUCAAUUGGUUCCAUCGAAACUGCAAUUGAUUAGUGGUUUGAUUGAAUGCCUGACCGCUAAACUCAAACACGAUUUGCCUUCACUUGUCUUCGAUGACAAACUCUUCACGCAUACCGUCGAUGAAGUGUUGGUCUUUAGUCGCGAGCUCUUAGACAUUGAGCCCAAUAUAUAUCAAGUGUUUCCGAAUUGCAAUCUAAUGAAUGUCUUCUCUUGUGAGCCAUUCUUCACACGAAUCAUAACUCUGGAGAAGAAGAAAUCGACAGAAUUUGUUGAAUUGAUUGUCUCAUCGAAGAGCGCAUGGAAUGAGAUGUGUGGCCACGAAGGCAUCGAUGAGUUGCGGAUCUGUGAGUGCGGCGACAACUUUGUGCUAAUGCUUCAGUCCAUAACCAACCGGUGCUCUCUGUUUACGGAUAACUCACUGAAGUACUCAUUCGUGAGAUUACAACUCGAUAUAUUGGAUGACUUCCGACUGCGACUCAUCCAAUUGAUCCACACGAGUGACCAGUCGUGGCCGCACUCUCAACAACUAUAUAUAACGAGACCUCAACUCCAUUUCGCAACACUUAAUGAAGCGCUAAAACUACUGAACCUCGAGAGAGGCACUCAUCUGCUCCUCAAAGACAUUCUGGUCGACGACCGCAAUAACACCGACGCGAAGGUAGCCCUCAAAGAGAUGCACAUCUCCUCUAUAUCUCCACAUUUGGCGCUAAAUAUAAUUCAGAAAAGAAUUUACGAGAAAUAG
Messenger RNA from Oppiella nova, 1614 nucleotides. The record is from the annotation of a GenBank genome assembly. Lineage: Eukaryota; Metazoa; Arthropoda; Arachnida; Sarcoptiformes; Oppiidae.